AUGGACCCUGUUGGGCUAGCAGUCGGAGUUAUCGGGCUCGCUGGCCUAUUUUCGACCUGUCUUGACUUGGUUAAAAGGGUUGAUAACUACAAGCACUUCAAAAAAGACGAGCAGAUCUUAGCUACCCAAUUCGCGGCCUACAGGCUCCGUUUUGAGAGAUGGGGCAAAACUUUGGGACUGGACCAGACAGCGUUGUCAGGGAACCAGACGGUGUUGGCAGGGAGUCAGACAGCGUUAUCAGGGAACCAGACGUUGUCAGGGAAUCAGACGGCAUUGUCAGAAGACCAGCACGAGGCUCUUGGCAACCCCGACACAUUGGAGACUGUGCGUAAACUUAUCGAGAUCAUCCGCGAAAUAUUGAAGCCGUUUCGAAUAAGUUUGCGGCCUAGAAAGGCAAAACUCUCAUGGGCCCUGAAGGGCAAGGCAAAAAGAGAGGACCAAGUAGAGCUUUUUGGGAAGUUAAUCCAACACUUACAUCACCUUGUACCCAUAGAGACU
This is a messenger RNA of Trichoderma harzianum CBS 226.95, 498 nucleotides long. RefSeq lists its product as hypothetical. The record is from RefSeq and is a predicted model, not a curated record. The transcript is spliced from 2 exons. The annotation marks the transcript as partial. Lineage: Eukaryota; Fungi; Ascomycota; Sordariomycetes; Hypocreales; Hypocreaceae.